GAAGCCAGUGUUAAGAUCCCAGCUUAUCUAUAUUUUAAUGAAUAUAUGUUGCAAAUUGUUUACAUGCAUAUAUAAUAGUACAAAGGCUAUAUUUAAAUAUAUAAAUAUGACGUUUUUUGUGUAUUUAGGAGUGUGCAUAUUCUUCGGUGUAAUAUUUCAAAAUGCGAACGGAUUUACUUUAUCAAAGGACAAGGGGAAUACUCGUAGUUCAAAGGUUCCAUUCAAUGUCACUGGAUUGAUGCCGGCGGUUUUCACAGCAUUCAAUGACGACCAAAGUAUAAACUUCGACGUGAUUCCAUCGUAUGUUGAUUAUCUCGCCAAUAAAGGAACGAAAAGUGUACUGGUGGGUGGUACAUCGGGGGAGCACGUGCAGCUGAGUGUUGCUGACAGACGGAAAUUGAUUGGAUUGUGGAGGGACGCGACCCGCGGCAGAAUGCACAUGCAGGCGCAGAUCGGCGGCGCGCCGUAUUCUGACGUCAUCGACUUGGCUAGCUACAGCGCCGAAAUCGGAGUGGAUUCUGUACUGGUCCUACCUGAUGUGUAUAAUAAGCCGAGCUCAGUGGCUGACCUGGUGUUCUACAUAGGACAGGUGGCUCAAAGCGUGCCGGAACUACCAGUUUUUUACUAUAAUUAUCCAAAACAUACCCACGUUGAGAUAAGUAUGCCAGCUUUCGUGAAGGCGGCCACCGCUUCGAUACCCAACUUUAAAGGCCUGAAGUUCACAUCCAAUGACCUCGUGGAAGCUGCCGAGGUUCUGAAGAUUCUUGUGGAUGAUCAGCAGCUAAUGCUUGGAGGAGAACGACUCUUGGCGCCGGGAAUUGUCCUCGGAAUCAGGACGUUCCAGAGUCCAGCAAACAACUUGUUCCCUGACCUGAUGGGAAAUAUUAUAUCUGCAGCUCAAUGUGGGGAUGUUGAGCGAGCCAGGAUCUUACAAGACCAAUUAACAUCGGCCGUGGACAAAAUAUCAGAACAAGGUGGACGAAUUGCAGCACUAAAAGUGGCCAUGGAAAUGGAAACUGGUCUCAAAAUGGGUCCCCCCGCACUGCCCAAGAAACCUAUCACUGAAGAGAACAGGAAUAAAAUCUUGGAAAUACUAAAAAUGUUUCGAGAUGGAAGCCUUUGAAACAUAAAAAAGAUAAAAAAAAUAAUUGUUCAUAUCUGUCAUGUAUACGUUAUGUAUAGUUCAGCAUUGUGUAAGUUUAUGAAGUCGAAAGACAGAUGAUCAGGAGAGCCAGGCCAAAUCGUGUAAUUCAAUUCCUAUAUUAACAUAAUAUCGCCGCCAUUUUGAAAUAUUACACUCAUGUGAUUUUCUUUAAAAAAACCUCUAUUUCUUUCAAUUACUUUCAUUCCGGGUAAAAAUUUUAAUCACAAUUGAAUGACGCUAGAUUGUCUAAUGUGGUUUAUUACAGUGUGAUUUUUCAAAAUUUCGCUUACGUCGUUUUCACUAUAAGGUGACGAAAUAUACAUCCUAUUAUACUCUAGAAUCUGUCAAAUUAGAAACAAAAUAGGGUACGUCCUUAGAUUCCAACUAGUCAAAUCAGUUACUUUUUACUAAGUAAACUAAAAAAGAAUUCGUAUGAAAAAGCACACUGUGAUGCCAUAGAAAAACGUCAUAAAAAGUCGGACCUAUUAUUACGUUUUUCUUUAUUAAAAUUCAUAAAUAAGUUAAAUAGAAAAAGAAAAAAUGUUUUUCGUAUGUUUUAGAUCGGUGUUUAUUUAGUAAUCAGAAUUUCAUAAUUUAUCUUGAACCCAAUUGCACGAACAGCCACCUGCCUGUCAAAUAGAUCAUCGUAUAUGUAUUUUAACGGUCUGGAUAUUUCUGACUCUACUUUUAAAUUUAUGCAUUAUGUACUUAAUAUUACAAUUUA
Molecule: messenger RNA, 1868 nt
Organism: Pectinophora gossypiella (pink bollworm)
Lineage: Eukaryota; Metazoa; Arthropoda; Insecta; Lepidoptera; Gelechiidae
Product: N-acetylneuraminate lyase-like
Exons: 7
Coding region: 38-1123 (361 amino acids)
Biological process (GO): N-acetylneuraminate catabolic process
Molecular function (GO): 4-hydroxy-tetrahydrodipicolinate synthase activity; N-acetylneuraminate lyase activity
Source: RefSeq, a predicted model, not a curated record